AUAAAAUAAGAUGUAAAAAGAGAACAGUGCUGUUCGCUCGGAAAAAAAGGAAGAAGAAGACGCAAUCUGCCACGGGCCCAAGAAGUGAGUGCUGCCCCGUCAAUGUCGCCGGGAAGCCAAGAAAGGCAAAGCGAACCCAUUCAUUUCUCUCUUUCUUCCUCCGCCCCCUGCCCCCCUCUUCCCAUUUCUCCUCCGAAAUCGCUGCAUUUUCCGUCGUCAAUUUCACUUCGGCCGACUCGGUUCCUGGAGAGAAAGGUGUGGCGAUGGGGGGAAGCGGGACGCUGAUCUCCGUCUACCCAGACGACCUCACCUUCCUGUUCGAGCUGGACAAGCCGUGCUACUGCAAUCUCAAGGUCGUGAACAACAGCGAGCACCAUGUUGCGUUCAAGGUCAAGACGACAUCUCCGAGGAAGUAUUUCGUCCGGCCGAAUGCCAGCAUCGUCCAGCCGUGGGAUUCUUGCACCAUAACAAUUACCCUACAGGCACAGAAAGAGUACCCACCAGAUAUGCAAUCCAAGGAUAAGUUCUUGAUUCAGAGCACCAAGGUGGCUGCCAGUACCGACAUGGACGAAAUCCCCCCUGAUACGUUCAACAAGGAAGGUGACAAGGUGAUUGAGGAAAUGAAGCUUAGGGUUGUUUACACAUUGCCCAGUGGAAGCUCAGACGACUCUGGUGUUACAUCUUCCGCAAACAGGAGCUUCAGACAGGGGUCUGAUGAUCUCUCGAUGCUGAAGAAUGCAAGCAUUGAAGAGAUCCAGACAAUACAGCGCCUGAAGGAAGAAAGGGAUAAUAAUCUUCAGCAAAAUCAGCAAAUGCAACGUGAACUGGAUGUGCUGAGGAGGUGUAGAAGCCGCAAAGGCGACAUGGGUUUCUCCUUGACGUUCGCUGCUUUCGCUGGGAUCAUAGGUAUCCUGGUCGGGCUCUUGAUGAGCCUCAUCUUCUCUUCCCCACCGGCGACUGCUUAGAUGCGAGGGCAGAAAGCCUAGAGUACCAGUGUUCAGCUCAGUUCCCGGCUGCUGGGGGGAAAGGAUGGAAAAAUUAUAUUCUUAGCCUCAACUACCAUUCUUUGUUCUUUGCGUUGUAGUAGAUGUGCCUUGACAACGGGUUUCCAAUAUUUUGCCCGUGUUUCUUUCGUCUCUUCCAUUUGUAUUUAUUUAUCCUGAUUCUGUAAUUCUUUCUGUAUAAUUAGUUCAACAUAUAUCAGGAAGAUGUACGCAUUCACCUGUUAGAAUUGUAGAGGCUAAAGUGAACAGAAGUCCUUGUGCUAUCUAUCUAUCCUAAUUAUCUCCAAACGAAAAAAAUGAACUCGUCAUGUAUAAUUGUA
Messenger RNA from Brachypodium distachyon (stiff brome), 1324 nucleotides. Its product is annotated as vesicle-associated protein 2-1. The transcript is spliced from 9 exons. Gene Ontology annotation, biological process: endoplasmic reticulum membrane organization. Gene Ontology annotation, cellular component: plasma membrane; endoplasmic reticulum membrane. The record is from RefSeq and is a predicted model, not a curated record. The coding region runs from base 264 to 965 and encodes 233 amino acids. Lineage: Eukaryota; Viridiplantae; Streptophyta; Magnoliopsida; Poales; Poaceae.